AUGCUGACCAAGUUUGAGUCGAAGAGCAACCGCGUCAAGGGGCUGUGCUUCCACCCGACGCGCCCAUGGGUGCUCACGUCGCUGCAUAAUGGUGUGAUCCAACUCUGGGACUUCCGCAUGGGAACCCUCAUUGACCGUUUCGACGAGCAUGACGGCCCCGUGCGAGGUGUCGACUUCCACAAGACUCAGCCGCUGUUCGUGUCUGGCGGGGACGACUACAAGAUCAAGCACGAUUGGCACUGGUUUGGGUCGUCGCUACACCUCGACGGAUAUAGCUGCAUUGCAUUUGGCACUAUAAUGGCCAACUUGCCAUGA
This is a messenger RNA of Aphanomyces astaci, 315 nucleotides long. Its product is annotated as coatomer subunit alpha. The coding region runs from base 1 to 315 and encodes 104 amino acids. Gene Ontology annotation, molecular function: protein binding. The record is from RefSeq and is a predicted model, not a curated record. The transcript is spliced from 2 exons. Gene Ontology annotation, cellular component: COPI vesicle coat. Gene Ontology annotation, biological process: intracellular protein transport; endoplasmic reticulum to Golgi vesicle-mediated transport; retrograde vesicle-mediated transport, Golgi to endoplasmic reticulum. NCBI's taxonomy places the organism in Eukaryota, Oomycota, Saprolegniomycetes, Saprolegniales, Verrucalvaceae.